ACGACCUAACGCUUUUACGCGUUGGCUAAUAAACAACACUUUCCAAGAUGAUUUUGCAACGCAGUUGAACUUUAGCUAAUUCAUUUUAUUUAUUUGUUUAGCUAACGCAUCAUAAAGAAAAACAAUGUAGAAUGCGAAAAUGGGUAUAUUUGUUCUGCUAUAAUGUUUCUGGUGCUAGCUAGUUUAGCACAACAACUGGAUGGCCUUUAUUUUCAUGUGUGUUUUUCAGCCAGUGCUGACCAGCGAACUCAUCUUUUCGCAUGUCAACAUCCCUGGAUUUUCUAAGGAUGAAGAGAAAAGUGGCUCGAUUACGGUUUAGUCCAAAUGAAGAAGCGCAACUCUUUCGAGAGGAACACGAAAGGAGAAGGAAGCUGCGAAUAGAACAGAAGCCUGACUGUGUGACAAUUGCACAGAAAAAUGAGGAGAAUAACGUUCAGGCAGAUGAGGCUAUCGACUCGCCAUCAAAGCGCUCAAAUCACAGAGACAGAAAGAGGAGGAACAAAAUCGUCUUAUUGAGGCUAGGAAGAAGGCCAUACAAGUGGAGAAGGAGAGGGCAGCGAAAGUUGCCAACCUCUCACCCCUUCCACCCAACCCAAUUGAGAAUAUUGAGUCAAGUAAGCUACUUGGAGUGAAGAAAUUGGACGUGGAUGCCUUCUCUGUGACCCACUAUCACAUGCCAGAGACUACAGUGGACAGGGAAGUUGACACGGCACAGCCAAAGGCAUGGGAGGUGGCAAAGGAGGAGGUGUGGUGCCUGCAGGAGCUAGGACCAGAGGAGCUUAGGGGCAACCACGUGCUGAGGAGGGAACGGCUUACACAGGACCGAGAGCGCCUCCUGGUGGAGCUGGAGCACAUGCAUCAGACAGACCUGUUGAGGCGAAGGCAUUUGACUCAGAUGCCUGCCCAGAUCUUCCAGCUGCUCUCCAAGAGACAGGAGAUGAGGGAGGACUGGCAGAGGGACAUUGAGUUCACCUUUGAGGACAUGUACACUGGAGAGAGGAGUAAGGAGGGGAGGUGGGGGGUCCAAAUCGGGAUGAAUUUUUCAGUACUCUACUCUGGCCAUGAGUACACAAUUUGUUGGUAUUGCCCUGGUGCAUAGAUAAGUUGUUUUACUUGAUUGAAAUGGAGAGAUUUGCCUUGAUUGAAAUUGAGAGAUUUACCCUAUCCUAGACAGUAGUGUGGACACAUCGUUAUGACACCUAAUUACCAUUAUUACGUUGGCAUGGAGUUUGUCUAUUCGUCUAAUUAAACCUGUACUGCUC
Molecule: messenger RNA, 1262 nt
Organism: Oncorhynchus tshawytscha (Chinook salmon)
Lineage: Eukaryota; Metazoa; Chordata; Actinopteri; Salmoniformes; Salmonidae
Product: centrosomal protein of 295 kDa-like
Exons: 6
Coding region: 674-1099 (141 amino acids)
Biological process (GO): regulation of centriole replication
Cellular component (GO): centrosome; centriole; cytosol
Source: RefSeq, a predicted model, not a curated record